Messenger RNA from Protomyces lactucae-debilis, 6260 nucleotides. RefSeq names its product Sec63 Brl domain-containing protein. The coding region runs from base 58 to 6141 and encodes 2027 amino acids. NCBI's taxonomy places the organism in Eukaryota, Fungi, Ascomycota, Taphrinomycetes, Taphrinales, Protomycetaceae. The transcript has 2 exons. Gene Ontology annotation, cellular component: nucleus. Gene Ontology annotation, molecular function: ATP binding; nucleic acid binding; ATP hydrolysis activity. The record is from RefSeq and is a predicted model, not a curated record.
CGCAUCAAAAAGUCGACACUUCACGACUCGCUCGACCAAGACCUGCGAUCAGGCAGCAUGGCACAAGAUGAGGCGCCCAAGAACCCAUAUGCAGACUACUCAUAUAGCGCAAUGUCGAACCUUGUCACAAAAGCCGACCGGCGGCAAAUAUCGAAGCGUGAUGGCGAAACGACCGGCGAGCCAGAGACACUGGCGGGUCGCAUAGACAUCAGAGAGAUGGGUGCACGCGCGAGAGCCCCACCUAGCAUCAAGCCGGAAGCAUCAAAUCGAUCUGUGCCGGAACCAAGCACGCGAAAGAGAAAGCAGUCAAACUUUCAACAUGCAUCCAUUCUUGAGGCGACAGCAGGAUUAGAGGGGCUCAGGUAUCGUCCGGUGACGAGUGAGAAUCGUGAUCUAUACGACACAUUUCUGGCCCUUGUCUCCAACCUGCUUGGCGACCAGUCGCCCGACAUUAUUCGCUCUGCAGGCGACGUCGCCAUUGAAACGAUCAAGAAUGCUUCUUUGAAAGAUCUCGAUAAAAAGCAAGAGAUUGAAUCAGUCAUCGGUGGAGCCAUCAGCGAGGGAGACUUUGUCAAACUGUGUCAAAUCGCAGGAAAAAUUACAGACUUUGAGCGGCAGGUGGAUGCGGAGGAAGACUUGGACGAAAACACUGGAGUCGCUGUCAUUAUCGGUGAAGAGGAAGAGGAUGAACAAAGAUCAUCUGCGAGUGAGUCUGAGUAUGAAGAAAUGGAAGGCGAUGAACUCGACGACAGUGUAGAUCAGCUUCAAACCGGGGGUCAGGUGGAUCUGCGGCAAGAGCGCGUCCGAAUACAAGAAAUUGAUGCAUUGUGGCUAUCGAAAGAGAUUGCGAAAUACUACUUGCAGCUUGAGUCCAAGCUCAUACAGGGCAAGGCGCAUUCUGCACUGGAGCUGCUCGAGUCUCCCAUUUCUGCCGGCCUGCUGGAGAAUGACUUGAUGGAGCUGUUUGACUACGACAAGUAUCCGCUUGUCAGUAAGCUCAUCGAGAAUAGAGCGGUCAUCGUUUGGGGCAUGCGGCUAAGCACUGCCUCUGACAAGGAGCGGCCUCAAAUACAAGCCAAAAUUGAUGAGCUCGGUUUAAGUGCAGUCAAGCAAGAUCGUGGAGCAAGCGAUUCGCAAGCAAUGGAAGUUGACCCAGCUGAGCAGAAACCUCUGCAUUUGGUGGAGCUAGAGGACCUUGCAUUUUCCGAAGGCAACCACCUGAUGAGCAACAAAAAGGUGACCUUGCCAGAGGGCAGUUUCAAGCAAUCUCAUCCUGCAUACGAGGAAGUCCAUGUUCCUGCCCCGAAACGUCGCCCUGAUGAUGCAGACCCCAAAGUCCCCAUUACCGACUUGCCACGAUGGGCUCAAGCGGCGUUUGGCAAUACCACAUCUCUCAAUCGCAUUCAAAGUCGCAUGUAUUCUACGGCAUUUGGCAAAGACGAAAAUCUAUUGCUUUGUGCACCGACAGGCGCCGGCAAGACCAAUGUUGCAAUGCUUUGUAUACUCAAUGAACUGGCCAAGUAUCGCCUUGAGGAUGGCUCCUUUGACUUGAAGGCUUUCAAGAUUGUAUACGUUGCACCGCUUAAAGCGCUCGUGUCUGAGAUGGUGGGCAACUUCUCUUCGCGCUUAUCUUCUUAUGGCGUGCAGGUCUCUGAGCUGACUGGCGAUAGUCAACUGACAAAGCGGCAAAUAUCUGAUACACAAAUCAUCGUUACGACACCUGAGAAAUGGGAUGUCAUUACCCGCAAGGCGACAGAAACAUCUUACACAAACUUGGUAAGACUUUUGAUUAUUGACGAGAUUCACCUGCUUCACGAUGACCGUGGUCCAGUCCUAGAGAGCAUCAUCUGCCGUGCGCACCGUGUAGCAGAACGAGGAGCGCCGCCGAUACGUCUCGUGGGUCUCUCAGCAACGUUGCCCAACUACCAGGACGUUGCUACCUUUCUGCGCGUUGAUCCUGCCACAGGCAUUUUUUACUUUGAUCAAACGUACCGGCCAUGCCCUCUUCAGCAGCAGUUCAUUGGUCUCACCGAGAAGAAGCCCAUCAAGCGCCUCCAGAUGAUGAACACUGUGUGCUAUCAAAAAGCACUGGAAUCAGUAGCUAAAGGUAACCAGGUGCUCAUCUUUGUGCAUUCGAGAAAGGAGACAUACAAGACUGCCAAAUUUAUUCGUGAUGAAGCUCUCGCCCAAGACACCAUCCAGCGUAUCCUCAAGUCUGAUGCGGCAAGUCGCGAAAUUCUGACGCGUGAGUCUGAAGCCGUGCGUGAUGCAGGUCUCAAAGAGAUGCUGCCUUAUGGUCUGGCGAUGCAUCACGCUGGCAUGUCAAAGGCAGAUCGUACAACUGCAGAAGAUUUAUUUGCUGAAGGUCUUGUGCAAAUCUUGGUGUCUACAGCGACACUAGCUUGGGGAGUCAAUCUUCCAGCGCAUACGGUCAUCAUCAAGGGAACUCAGGUCUACUCCCCCGAAAAAGGCACAUGGGUGGAACUCUCGCCGCAGGAUGUGCUGCAAAUGUUGGGUCGCGCUGGGCGCCCUCAAUAUGACACAUUUGGCGAAGGUAUCAUCAUCACCAAUCAGGCUGAACUUCAGUACUACCUCAGCCUCAUCAAUCAGCAGCUUCCUAUCGAGUCGCAAUUCGUGUCGCGCUUGUCAGACAACCUCAAUGCUGAAGUUGUUCUUGGCUCCAUCAAGUCGCGAGAUGACGCAGUGAAAUGGCUUGGAUGCACCUACCUUUUUAUCCGCAUGCUACAGUCCCCUGCAUUGUACAAAGUUGGCGCAGACUACGAAUCCGACCCGCUACUUGUACAGAAAAGAGUCGACCUGGUGCAUUCUGCAGCAACAGUGCUUGCUCGAUGUCAGCUUGUCAAGUACAACGUUGUCACAGGCUCUAUUGUAGCCACCGAACUUGGUCGGAUUGCAUCCCAUUACUAUGUAUCUCACGCGUCCGUCAAAACAUACAAUGCUCACUUGCGCUCCAACAUUACGCAUAUCGAUCUAUUUCGCAUUUUUGCGCUCUCUGACGAAUUCAAGUACAUCCCCGUCAGAGAAGACGAGAAGCUUGAAUUGGCCAAGGUCAUGGAGCGAGUGCCCAUCCCUGUGCGCGACUUGCCGGACGAGCCAUCGUGCAAAAUUAAUGUCUUGUUGCAAGCACACAUCUCUCGACUCAAGUUGGAUGGAUUCGCUCUUGUUGCAGACAUGGUGUACGUGACGCAAUCUGCCGGCCGUAUUAUGCGAUCUAUCUUUGAAAUUUGCUUGAAACGCGGCUGGGCUGGCGUGGCUCGACUAGCACUGGAUAUGUGUAAGAUGAUUGAGAAGAGUCUCUGGCAUACGCGCUCGCCACUGGCUCAAUUUAAGGAGUGUCCUGCAGACUUGUUGCGGAAGCUUGAGCGCAAAGAUUUCCCUUGGCCGCGCUACCUGGACCUGGACCCACAGGAACUUGCCGAGUUGACUGGCGACAGCAAUUCUGGCAGACUAGUCCAUCGUCUCAUUCAUCAGCUGCCUCGUUUGCAAGUUGCUGCCAAUGUUCAGCCCAUUACCUCUACGCUGCUUCGUGUUGAACUGACGAUUGUUCCCGAAUUCGAUUGGACAAGUGAUGGCGCUGAAGCCUUUUGGAUCAUCGUCGAAGAUGUAGACGGCGAGCAGGUGCUCUAUCACGAUCAGUUCGUCCUUCGCCGACAAUACGCGACUGAAGAGCACACAGUCGACUUUUGCAUCACUGUGACAGACCCAACACCGCCGCUUUACUUUGUCUCGCUCAUUUCAGACCGAUGGAUGCAUUCAGAAACCAAGAUUGCGAUCCCGCUGCGCAACAUGGCUUUGCCAUCAAAGUUUCCGUCACACACGCCGCUAGUCAGUAUGGAGUCUAUCACAACGGAGGCGUUUCAAGUGCCAGAGUUUGUUGCACUGUAUGAUCACCAUCUCAACAAGGUUGAGACGCAAACGUUCAAUACGCUCUUCAAGACGGACGAAAGUUGUCUCAUCGCUGUACGCCAGGAUCUGACAUUUUGUGCCGAAGUUGCUAUAUUGAAGCUAUGGCUCGAUGGCGGCAAAGCCUUGUUUCUUGACAUGUCACAAGACAAGCUUGAGCGUUUGUCGCGCCACUGGCAAAAAUUUGAGAAGCUGGGCAAAACGGUUGUGCUACUGGCGGACGAGAGCGCUGAAAAUCUGCGGCUGCUUCAAAGUGGAGACCUGAUUUUGUCGACGCCCAAGCGCUGGGAAGAAUUGUCGCGCCGCUGGAAGCAGCGCAAAAAUGUACAGGCUGUGCGGCUUAUCAUUGCCUCUGAUUUGCACAAGCUUGGCGGUGUCAAUGGUUCAUCUUAUGAGAUUUGUCUCUCCAGAAGUCGCUACAUGUCAGCGCAACUGGAGACGUCUACGCGCAUCAUUGCGCUGAGUGUUUCACUAGCCGAUGCACGCGAUCUGUCAGACUGGCUCGGCAUUAGCAAGGCCAAUCUGUUCAACUUUUCGCCUGCUGCUCAGGAGACUGUCUGCGAUAUCACACUUCAGUCCUUUAGCAUCCCGCAUCACCCGUCGUUGAUGAUUGCCAUGGCCAAAGCUGCAUCUGAGAUGCUUGAUUCAACAAUCAUAUUUGUCUCGGACCGCAAGCAGUGCCUAGAUACGGCCUUGGAAUUGGCUCACAUUUACCAAAUUACAAACACGCCCGCAGAGUUCGAGACUGGCUUUGACGCUCCUCUCGAUACUGCUGUUAAGUGCGGCAUUGGCUAUAUUCAUGAAGCUUCUGAGGCCAAGGACAUUGUACAGCUCGAAAAGCUCUUCACGAGUAAAGUCAUCCGCUGCCUGCUCGUGUCCACUUUUGCCAUGGACAAGACUAUUGUCCAUGCAGAGCAUGUCAUUAUCAUGGACACACAGCAUUUUGAUGGUUCGCAACAUCGAUAUACAGACUAUCCUGUCAGCGAUAUUUUGCAAAUGCUCCAAACGACCACAUCGGCAGUCAUUAUGUUGCCAGCUGCCAAGAAGGCCUACUACAAAAAGUUCAUUGACGAGGCGCUUCCAAUUGAAAGUGGGUACUUGCAGGCGGUACACGACAACUUUUGCACUGAGAUCAGCAUGCAAACUAUUGAGACGAAACAAGAGGCGGUGGACUGGCUUACAUGGACACUCUUUUACCGGCGACUCAGCGCUAAUCCGGCCUUUUAUGGGCUUGAAGAGCCCUCGCACGAAGCGCUCUCCGUCUACCUGUCUGACCUGGUGGAAAGCACACUCGCUGAACUUGUCGAGGGCAAUCUCAUCUCUCUGGAUGAAGACGAGAUGCAAGUCGAAGUGCUCAAUCUCGGCAUGAUUGCCGCCCACUACGCCAUCUCGCACAUUACCAUGCAGACGUUCGGCUUAUCUUUGACGGCGCGGACCAAGCUCAAGGGAUUACUGGAAAUUUGCAGUGCAGCGUCUGAAUUUGACGCUCUUCCCGUUCGCAAAUAUGAGGAUGUCGUCUUGCGUCGCAUUUAUGAUCGAUUGCCAGUCAAGUUGGACAUUCGUUUUGACGACCCACACCACAAAGCAUUCAUUCUCAUGCAAGCCCAUUUUUCGCGUUUCACCUUGCCAGCUGAUCUGCAGCUUGAUCAAUGCUACAUUCUGCCAGUAGCUGUGCGAGUCUUGAGCGCUUGCGUUGAUGUGAUGUCCUCGGAAGGCUUCAUGAACGCUGUCAAUGCUAUGGAAAUGUCGCAAAUGCUUGUUCAAGCAAUGUGGGAUCGGGACAGCCCGCUCAAACAAGUGCCAUUCUUCACGGCCGAGGUGAUUGAACGCUGCAAGGCCGCUGGAGUCGAGGAAGUCACGCAGAUUGCAGAGCUAGAAGACGCCGAGCGCGACAAGGUUCUCCAGAUGAGCGCGCAGCAACUGAACGAGGUGGCUCUGUUUUGCAAUCGCUAUCCGGAUGUCGACAUGGUGCACGAGUGGCUCGACGUAGAGGUACCUGCUGGUGAGACUGCCCGUCUCAAAAUUGAUCUGAGCCGCGCCGAUGACGACUUUGAUCCAAUGGUCCUUGCGCCGUUGUACCCACAAAAAAAGCUGGAGCACUGGUGGCUUGUCGUGUCGAGCGAGGAGGAACUCUUGGCUAUCAAAAAAGUGACAUUACAACAGCAACUGUCUGUCGUGCUCGAGGUGAUCCCCCGAGCGGUGCGAGCCUCAAGCUGACGCUCUUUUCCGACUCGUACAUGGGCGUUGAUCAAGAGCAAGUGGUCGCGUUGCCUAGCCUCAGCAUGGAAUAACAUUAUGCUUCAUGUUGAUUUGAUUGGAUUUCGAAUCGAGUGACU